This is a messenger RNA of Fukomys damarensis (Damara mole-rat), 1373 nucleotides long. RefSeq names its product caspase 6 (gene Casp6). Bases 375 to 1193 code for a protein of 272 amino acids. The transcript has 7 exons. The record is from RefSeq and is a predicted model, not a curated record. Gene Ontology annotation, biological process: proteolysis; apoptotic process. Gene Ontology annotation, cellular component: cytoplasm. Lineage: Eukaryota; Metazoa; Chordata; Mammalia; Rodentia; Bathyergidae.
CAGCGGGAUUUGAGAACGCCCUUCCCGUCCCUGCCCCUUCUAAGGGCGUCGCUUGGAAACUUGGCGGGGUGUUGGGGUGGACCCCUAGAUCCCAGCCGUCUGGGAAGCUGAGGCAGGAGGAGCGAAAGUUGGAGCCCAGUGUGGGCACUGCAGCGCCUCAGUGCGACCCUGCUUCGCAGUGCGCGGGGCGGAGAGAGCCCAGCGGCGAGGCCCAGAGCCUGCUCGGCUUUUUCUUCAUGCAGUUUGUGGGUGCGUUUUAGUAUCGUCGUUGGGCUCUUGUACCUGUACAUGACUUAGGUGAAGAAGGAAACACAGCAGAAGCAGACACCUGCCUGACCAGGUGACGGCUCUGUGCACUUUCCACAGACAGGGACAUGGCUGACCCGACGGAACAGUACAGGAUGGACCACGGGAGGAGAGGGCUGGCCGUCAUCUUCAACCAGGAGCACUUCUUCUGGCAGCUGAUGCUGCCGGAGAGGAGGGGCACGAACGCCGACAGGGACAAUCUGGCUCGCAGGUUUUCGGAGCUGGGAUUUGAAGUGAGAUGCUUUAACAACCUGAAAGCAGCGGAGCUCCUGGACAGAAUUCACGAGGUGUCCAAGUCGAGCCACAUGGAUGCCGACUGCUUUGUGUGCGCCAUCCUGACCCACGGUGAAGACAACCAUGUCUACGCGUACGAUGGCAAGAUCGAGAUCCAGUCCUUGACUGCCCUGUUCAGAGGGGACGAAUGCCAGAGCCUGGUGGGCAAACCCAAGAUAUUUAUUAUCCAGGCGUGUCGGGGACAACAGCACGACCUGCCCGUCGUCCCUCUGGACACCGUGGAUUCUCAGGUCCCGGACACCCAGGACAACGUCACCGAGGUGGAUGCAGCUGCAGUGCACACGCUUCCGGCAGGGGCUGACUUCCUCAUGUGCUACUCGGUGGCACAAGGAUAUUAUUCUCACCGAGAGACCGUAUAUGGCUCGUGGUACAUCCAAGAUUUGUGCGAGAUGUUGAAGAGAUACGGGUCCACGCUGGAGUUCACAGAGCUGCUCACGCUGGUGAACAGGAAGGUUUCCCAGCGCCGUGUGGGGGUCUGCAAAGACCCUGGUGCCAUUGGCAAGAAGCAGAUCCCGUGCUUUGCCUCCAUGCUCACGAAAAAGCUGCACUUCUCACGGAAGCCAGCAAUUACAGGUGGCAUCAUCAACAUGUAGCCUGUGCCUUUCCCUGUUUACCUCCCCAGUAGAGAAAUGUUUUGGAAUAUGUUCAUGUUUAAACGGCCUGAAAAACACUCAGGAAAUUACAUUAAAAACCUACAAGCAUUCAGGGAUGCUUAAAUUACAAGGUGCCCCAAAAUACCUAGCUGAUUCAGCUCAUACUCUGUGCCUUUUUAA